Molecule: messenger RNA, 2553 nt
Organism: Podarcis muralis (Common wall lizard)
Lineage: Eukaryota; Metazoa; Chordata; Lepidosauria; Squamata; Lacertidae
Source: RefSeq, a predicted model, not a curated record
AUGGUAUGUCAGGCUCACAUAGCAAAAUGCAGGCUCCAAGGUCCUCAUCGUCCACUUCACAUCUAUCAUCAGCCAGGAGAUUUCAUCAUUGGUGGCAUUGUUUCCCAUGGUGGCUUCUUAUCCACUUCAGCAACAUUCAUGGAGGAACCUCCACCUGUACUGCCUGAAGAACUUGUGGUGGUGCCCAAGACUUACCAGCACAUCCUGGCGUUGGCAUUUGCAGUCAAGGAGAUCAAUGGAUGCUCCCACAUUUUACCCAAUAUCACUUUGGGCUUCCACAUCUAUGACAGCUAUACUAAUGCAAGGAAAACGUAUCUUGCCACACUGAUACUUUUAUCCAAGCUGGAGAAAUGUGUCCCCAACUAUGAGACUGAUAUCCCAAAGUCCACUGGUGGGAUAAUGGACUUCUCCCUUACCACCUGUGUUUGGCUCGUUUAUGGCUCAGCUCCAGUGAUGAAUGAUAAAACCCCAGGGCUUUCCUUCUACCAGUUGACAGCCCAGGAAGACCUUCAAUAUGAGGGAAUUAUCUCUUUGCUUCUGCAUUUCAAGUGGACAUGGAUUGGGGUCACUGCAAUGGACAAUGCCAAUGGGGAAAGAUUUGUGCAUACAGUACUUCAAUUGUUUUCUAAAAAUGGCAUCUGUUUUGCCUUCAUAGAAAGAAUUCCCAGUUUUAGUUUCAUCUCUGAAAUUAAUGACAUGCUACAACAGGGGGCAAAAAUACAUGAUAAAAUAAUGAGCAGCAAGGCUAAUGUAGUGGUGGCCAAUGGAAACUUUUAUUCUAUGGCACUUUUUAAAUGGCUUCCAUACCUAUCAGAACAUGAUAUGACAAAUAAUGUAAAAAGUAAAGUUUGGAUAACAACAGCUGAGAUUGAAUUCAAUUCAUUCGUCUAUCAAAGAAACUGGGAUUCGCGACUAUUCAAUGGUGCUAUAGCCUUUGAAAUUCACUCCCGUGACCCACCUGGAUUUCAUCAAUAUGUUGAGCACAGAAACCCUUCCAACACAGAUGGGGAUGGCUUUAUCAGGGACUUCUGGCAACAGGCUUUUGAUUGUGUAUUCCCAGAUAUCACUGCACACCAGGUGGAGGGGAACAUUUGCACAGCAGAAGAGAAGCUGGAGAACCUUCCAGGGUCAUUUUUUGAAAUGAGUAUGACAGGGCACAGUUACAGUAUCCACAGUGCUGUCUAUGCCAUGGCCCAUGCGUUACAUGCUAUGUCCACAUCCAGACCCAGACACAUAGGAAUGGCAUAUGGAGGGAGAGUGAAGAAUCAAAAUCAACUGUUUUGGCAGCUCCACCACAUUCUGAGACGUAUCUCAUUUAAUAACACUGAAGGAGAUGUGGUAUCCUUCAACAAGAAUGGGGAGGUAACAUCUAGCUUGGAUAUUAUCAAUUGGAUUAUAUUCUCCAAUCAAUCCCUUCAUAGAGUCAGAGUUGGAAGGAUGGAUCCUGGAGCGCCUUCAGAUCAAGCAUUCACCAUUGAUAUAGAAGUAAUAACUUGGCACAGCUGGUUUAACCAGGCCCGUCCUCUUUCGGCCUGUACUGAAAGUUGCCAACCAGGAUUUAGCAAGAAAGUGAAAGAAGGGAAGCCAUUUUGCUGUUAUGACUGCAUCCUGUGUCCGGAGGGCGAAAUUUCAAACCAGGAAGAUAUGAAUGACUGCACUAAAUGCUCAGAUGAAAACUAUCCAAGCAAGGAACGAAAUAUAUGCAUUCCCAAAAGCAUCAGCUUCUUGUCGUAUGAAGAACCUUUAGGCAUCAGUUUAGCUAUAGUUGCUCUUUCUUUUGCUUUCAUCACAACUCUGGUACUGGGAACAUUUCUGAAGAACCACAAGACUCCCAUUGUCAAAGCCAACAACCAGAAUAUCACCUAUACUCUCCUUGUCACCCUCUUGCUAUGCUUUCUUUGUGCUUUACUGUUCAUUGGCCAACCAAAAAAGAUGACAUGUCUCCUGCAACAAGCUGCUUUUGGCAUCAUCUUUUCAGUGGCUGUUUCCUGUGUACUGGCAAAAACUGUCACUGUGAUUCUGGCUUUCACGGCCACAAAACCAGGAUCCAGGAUGAGAAUGUGGGUGGGGAGAAGGCUGGCCAACUCCAUUGUCAUUUCCUGCUCCCUUAUUCAAGCAGGCAUCUGUACACUGUGGUUGGCAAUCUCUCCCCCAUUCCCAGAUGUUGACAAACACUCAAUGCCUGAGGAAAUUAUACUAGAAUGUAAUGUGGGGACUGUGAUUAUGUUUUACUGUGCCCUUAGUUACAUGGGUCUUCUAGCAAUAAUUAGUUUCACAGUGGCUUUCCUUGCCAGGAAAUUGCCGGACAUUUUCAAUGAAGCAAAGUUUAUCACUUUCAGCAUGUUGGUAUUUUGCAGUGUUUGGUUGUCCUUUGUUCCAUCCUACCUGAGUACCAAGGGGAAAUAUACAGUAGCUGUGGAGAUCUUCUCUAUCUUAGCCUCCAGUGCUGGUCUAUUAGGUUGCAUCUUUUCCCCCAAAUGUUAUAUUAUUUUGUUGAGGCCUGAGCUGAAUAAUAGGGAACAGAUAAUAAGCAUUAACAAAAGGAAGAAUUAA